AUGGACGUCGCCCAAGUGGCUCUCCCAGUCACAGCGACGGCGCUGCUCGCCGCACUGCUGGUGUACCAGCUGUGGCCGGUGCUCUCGCUCCUCCCGUCGCUCAACAUCAAGUCGCUCCUCGUCCCGGCAGCGAAGCGUAACCUGCCGCGCGAGUUCUUCGGGCUGCCGCCGCGCGACACCAAGCCCUCGUUCUACUCCAAGCUCGGUCUGCGCGGCGCAAUCAGCCUCACGCUCGCGGCGCACGCCGCCGUCGCCCUCGUCGGCGGCUGGGUCUUUCUCGCUGCCGGCUCUGGCUCCACUGUAGCCCUCGCAGUCGCCCUCACACCCGUACCCGCCUGCAUUGCGCUCAUGGCAGGUUACUCCCUCGCCCUGGGGGCGGCCGGUGCGGGCAGGAACGAGGGCGAGCCGCCAGCGUCGGUGCCGGUGGUCGAGGCCCGCGAGAAGGACACAAACACUCGCCGCUUCGCCAACUGGUUAUUAGCUGGCGGAGGGGUCACCCACGCCUCUGUGUUCCCGCGUAUCUUUCCCCUCGCAUUCAUCCCCACCAUUGUUGCGGCAACGCUGGCCGGCACGAUGCCGUCGUAUGCCCGCCAGAUCCUGCUUGGCACGACCUCGGCCCUCGCUGCGGCGAGUAUCGGUCUCACUGCGGCCGGGGUGUACAAAGCCCGCCGGCAGCCGCGUGGGCCGAUCUUCCUCCCGUCACGCCCAGACAGUCCUUUGGCCGAUACGAGUGCUGAGGCGAUGCGCCACAUGAUGGAGGGCAGUAGCUGGUUGACUUCUUUCUCGCACAACGACACGAUGCAGCAGAGCUCCUUCUCGCUGUCGACCGAGGCGCCGACGCCACCUACCAAGGACGAGCGUACCGUCACCCCCCAGCGCCAGCGCACCCGCAGCAAAACGCAGAAUGGAUCGCCGACGUCGUGGAUCUCGUCCCGCAACUCGGCCGACUCGCACGCCUCCGUCCCCGAGUGGACGUUUGAGUCGCCCGAGAAGCCCAAGCCGGCGGCAGUGAGGAGCCGCUCGGCAUCCAUGCCGCUGGGGUCCCCGCCAGCAUAUGCAGACGCCAGCUCUAACGUCAACAUCUCCAACCCCGACACCACGGUCACCAACAGCUCGUCCAACACAUCGCACUCGUUCGUCACCGCAUCGGCCGGGGGUUCGAUUCUCGGCGAGUACGAGGCCAGCCCUUUCCAGCGACUCCCGCGCGGUUUCGAGUCCAUUGCGUCCAUGCCCCCGCUGCCUAGCCUGCCUAGCACCGCAUCGUUGAAGGGACCAGCCUCGAUGGUCUCGCACUCGGCUCUCAUUCCGCGUGGCUCGACGUGGACACUGGCCGCGUCGAGUGACUACCUCCCGACGCCCAGCACGGCCUAUACGCGCCUCAUGACGCCUGCCCUCCAGCCACAGGAGCUCGACCACAUGGACGUGGCUAUUCACCGCCAAGAGUCGACCACGUCUCUGCUCGACGGUCGCCGCAUGCUUCAGCCUUCGCUUUCGACCAUGCAUACGCCGAAGAAGCGCACGUCUCACCGCCCACCGCCACCCCUGCCCCUCCCUGCCGAUUUCCCACUCCCACCCACGCCUACCUCACAGACACCCCGCGACACGUGGGUCCUCCAUGACGAUCACGACGUCGAGCUCUACCUCGACUACUGGGUUACUGGCGACUGGGUUACCGUGCUCCCUGGCGGUGAGCGGGUUGACGAUUGGGGAAAGAGCGACCGCGGGGCCGUGUCUCUGGCUGUCCUCUGCGUUCUUGCCUGCUAUGCCCUUGACAUGCCGCUCCUCGUGUUCGGUCCCACCACUGCUGCGCUCUGGUCUUUCGCAGCGUCUAUCACCCUUCCUGCACCGGUUCUCUGCCUAGCUUCUUACCUCAUGCGCUCGCGCGGAAAGGCACAGGUGUACCGCAAGAAGACGUCCACGAGCUCGGCGGACACCCACGUCUCGCUCGCACUCAUGGCUGAAGUCGACCUGCCCUUCCCCCUCGAUCUCUCGCCAAAGCUCACACCACCGCUCAAGCAGCCAUUCCGCACUGACGGUGGCGAGCUUCGCACCGACAAGGUUCUCCGUCCCAAGCCUUCCCUCACAACGUUCGGCUUCAUUCCACGGGUACCCGGCUACUCCCCGCCGAGUCAGCUCCCAUUCGCGGUUACACAGCAGCGCCGUCACACAAUGUACAACGGUGCCGAGCUCGAAGCUGUUGAGAAGGCUGCCGAGUCCACUUUCAAGAACAUGGACAAGCGGCGCUCGCAGGAAGUCUGGUGUGCCAAUGGCCAGGCGAGGGAGGGGCUGAGUGCCACUGGCCGCGCUGUUGAGAUGCUCAAGCCGGCCCCUGCUCUCUGCGUCAUGGAGGACACGCGUCGCAACAGCGGAAUGCUGAAGCGCCUUCGUGGUGGCAUCGUAUCGAUGCUCGCUGGUGACAUCUCUGUCGUGGACGAGGAGAAGACAAUUGAAGGAGCCGCCACACAACUCCCUGCCGGCGCCGCAUCGCCGCCACACUCGACCGUUCGGAACAGCGGCAUCUCGCACGACGCCCACGACCAUGCCGUCGAGAUUCGGACGGCAUCGGUUGCUCGCCUUUCGGCUUCGCCCUCGUUCAUCCUCGGCCUCGAAGGACAGGAGGAGAAGGUAAACAGCCACUUGGGUUGGCUGCCGGCCGCACUCCUCCCUGCACUUCUCUCACCACGCAAGCCGGCUGAACAGAAGACAGCCAAGAAGUCUAGGUCUACGACCAGCCUCAAGAACGCUGUAACUAUGCGCAAGAAGAGCUCGGCCUCCAAGGUCGGCCUCGGCCGCUCCAAGCCGUCAACGAUCAAGUCGGUGCCGUCCGACAGCCAGCCAGACGUACGCCUCCCAUUCAGCCCGUCUCUCGACAACAUUGCCUCUGCGACGCCAUACUCGCACCGCCGCCGCAGUAGCAAGAAGCACCGCCGUAACUUCUCCUCGAUCGACCUCUCGACUGACAGCCACGCGCCGAUGAGCUCGACACCGUACGUCCGUGGCGGACACAUCCGCCAGGCAUCAAGCCUUUCGCUGCCAGCGGUUGAUUUCUCUCGCGGCGACUUCUUCUCGCGUCCAUCAGACAUGGGUGUUGAUCUGCCUCCUGUGCCGACUUUGACUCGCAUCUCCACGGCACCCUCGCAGCGCAUCUACAUGGACACGGCCGAGGCCAUCACCGCCUCCAACGAGAUGGACAUGAGCAUCGCCAACAAUGCUGCACUGGCACGUCUCCUGCUCGGGGACGACCCGGCUGCGGCUGCCGAAUGGGCGUCGCUGCAGAACACGUCUUUCAUGCGCGACGUUCUCAUCGCUCAGGCAUUCACCAACACCAGCGGCUACCGCAGUACGCCUGCGAGUGGCACCCCCGCGUCCCGCGCCCGCUCCAUCUCUGACAACGACACGUACGUUUCGUUUACAGUCGGCCCGAGACGUGCAAGGGCAAGCAUCGUCUACCGCGAGCCGCCUGUCGAACUGGUCGUGGCAGUUGGCGAUUCGGACAACUCUGCCAGCUACACCCCGCCUCGAGCCACCGCUUCGUUUGCCAACCAGGCGUCAUUCGUCACCGCGCCUACUACAAGUGGCACGGGCGAAAUGGAAAGUGUUGUCGAGAUGGACAGCUCUCAGGGAGACAGAUACACCACCUCGGCCGGCACAAGCUCGGGCAUCAAGGCCAGCCUGAGAUCGCUCCGCUCGUCGCCAAGCGUGAGAUCUAUUCAAUCUGUUCUGAGCCGCGCCAGAACCCUCUCAACCGCGUCGGGCACCAACUCGGAGCACGCCACGACGACCGACGAGUCCCUCGGUCCCUUCCCUCCUCCGCUGCCGCCGAUGCCGUCGCUCCCCGUCUACCUCUACAAGCCACCUGUGUCAGCCAACGUCCCCCUUCCAGCCGCUCACCCGCACCCUCCGCCCCUUGCCGCAUUCCCGCAGAACUCGCACACCGACUCCUACUUUGGCUCUCUGCCGUCGGCCCUCGACACUCAGGCCGACCGCCACCUCCAGCCCAAGGACUCGAACACGAGCAUCACUUCGGACACGUCGUUUGGCGAGACUUACAAGGCAACUGUUGGCCGUGCGAUACGAGCAAGCGUGAUUACACUGAGCACCGAGGCUCUUGGCUCGCUACCCGGUGCCCCGUUGUCGAGCGACAGCGGUCACGACAGCAGCGACGAUGGCGGCCACGGCGGCUCCAGCGACGCUGGUCACUCGACCAGGUCAAUGGUGGAACGCCCUCCGUCACCAACGCCAGACCGUGGAGCUCGUUCAAGUGUCCACCGCCCAUCAACCCCGGCGACUCCAACCGCCCAGUCAGGUCUCAGGCCACUCAGACUCGUCGAGGAAGUCGCCAAACGCAACUCGCUCAUCCAGGCGAAGCCAAGGAGCCCGUCUCCCACUGAAACCGAGUUCGAAACGCGUCCCCUUCCUCGUCCGCCGAGCCAGGCUAGCACCCGCGUCCUUGCGCCAGUGGACCGGCGCUACAGCGAGUACCGCGAGUCGCUCAUAUCGUCCCACCGCUUCUCCGUCGCGUCAAACCACGAGGUGCACGCCGGCGUGUCGGGCUACGAAGUCGGAACGGGACACCGUGCCAGCCCCUCGACCGAUACCUUUGGCCACCCGAAGCAGUCCAAGACUUCCACGCAGAGCGGGCGCAGCGCGCUGUCGGUGCUCUCGGAGAAGUCCAACUCCAUGGGCGGUUCGCGCGUCAGCCUCGUCAGUGUGGACAAGGAGAACGCGGGACCCGGCUACAUGCUUGGCGGACGGAAGCGCCGCAGCAAGGCUUCGAAUGGCCCAGUUAUCCGUGUGUAA
This is a messenger RNA of Vanrija pseudolonga, 4800 nucleotides long. RefSeq lists its product as uncharacterized. The record is from RefSeq and is a predicted model, not a curated record. The coding region runs from base 1 to 4800 and encodes 1599 amino acids. Lineage: Eukaryota; Fungi; Basidiomycota; Tremellomycetes; Trichosporonales; Trichosporonaceae. The transcript is spliced from 3 exons.